AUGACAGCAAAAAAGAAAGAAGUUGACGAAGAAAAGCGUCGGAGAAUACUAGAAAGAAACCGCAUUGCAGCUUCGAAAUUCCGACAGAAGAAGAAGGAGUGGAUCAAAGAAUUGGAGCAGACAGCGAAUGCUGCUUAUGAACAAUCAAAACGACUGCAAAUGAUGCUUUCUCAGUUGCAACAAGAAGCGUUCCGGCUGAAGAGUCAGUUACUUGCACAUCAAGGAUGUGCUUGUAGUGUGAAAAUACGAUCAGUGCUUACUGAUUUUCAAACCGCACAUAAUGCUUUGCAAGCCCAGCAUAUGGCUUAUCGCCCUAUGCAACCUCCCCCAUCCGACAACCUUUUAGACCCGGUUGUCACUACAAGUCCUAACCAUGCGCAUUCGUCGCUUCAUGGUAUGCCUUCCCAAACUCCCAACGGUCAAAUGCAACCUCCUUCGCAACCCGCAAACCCGAAUCAAUCAUCCAUGUUUCCCCCCUCCGGCUUACCUGGAUCAUUAGGUGGCUCAGUUUAA
Schizosaccharomyces osmophilus is the source of this 513-nucleotide messenger RNA. It is a transcript of the gene pcr1, whose product is annotated as DNA-binding transcription factor Pcr1. The transcript has a single exon. Bases 1 to 513 code for a protein of 170 amino acids. The record is from RefSeq and is a predicted model, not a curated record. Lineage: Eukaryota; Fungi; Ascomycota; Schizosaccharomycetes; Schizosaccharomycetales; Schizosaccharomycetaceae. Gene Ontology annotation, molecular function: DNA-binding transcription factor activity, RNA polymerase II-specific; RNA polymerase II cis-regulatory region sequence-specific DNA binding. Gene Ontology annotation, biological process: regulation of transcription by RNA polymerase II.